Messenger RNA from Dichotomopilus funicola, 624 nucleotides. RefSeq lists its product as uncharacterized. The coding region runs from base 1 to 624 and encodes 207 amino acids. NCBI's taxonomy places the organism in Eukaryota, Fungi, Ascomycota, Sordariomycetes, Sordariales, Chaetomiaceae. The transcript is spliced from 2 exons. The record is from RefSeq and is a predicted model, not a curated record.
AUGGACGAGCCAUCGGACUGGUCAUUUGACAACCUCAAAGACUUCCUCCCCCCGGGCACAACCACCGCCCUCGCCCGUCUCUACGCCCGCCUCCUCUCCCCCGACAUGUCCGACCUCUUCGACAAAGCCCAAGCCCAACUCUCCACCCACCUCUCCACCCUCCUCACAGCUCUCCAACCACUCUACACCGCGCUCGAGACCCAAUUCUCCAUCCUCCUCGCCUCGGCCCCUCCCGGCCUCGUCGCCGCAGGCACACUACUCCUCGUGGCCAUCGUGGUCAUACAGAUCCUCAGCAUCAUCCGUCGAUUGAUUCUUUUCGGCACGCGCCUCGUGUUCCAGCUGGUGUUUUGGGCGUGCGUCGGGUUGAUCGUGUCGGCUGUGUGGCAGCGGGGCGUGGGGCGCACGGCGCGGGAUCUGGCUGUUGUGGGUGGGAAGGUGGUUGGGUGGAGUGUGGGCGCUGCGGAGGUGUGGUGGGCGGAAUAUGAGAAGGCGCAGGCGGCUGAGAGGCAGGCUUCGACUUCGUCGUAUGGUGCGGGGAGGGCGGGAGGAGGACAGAGAGGGGGCCCGUCGUCGGGGUCGUCGGGGAGAGGUGGUGGGAGUGGGAAUGGAGGAGGAUGGUGGUGA